CUUUGGGACUUCUGUAAACCAUUUACCAUAGUCUAGAAUACACUAUCGGAUAGCAGCUCAGUCCGCGUCGUUAACUUUUCGGGAAAAGGAUCGUUAACAUUUCGGGAAAUAGAAGGAUUAAUAUUAUUCUGCAGGAAUUAAUGCAGCGCCAGGGAAAAGAAGUGGUUCACACUAUCUCCGACAUGAUACGGUGACAAGUACGUUAGAUUGGAAAGCUUUUAUUUAAUCAAAAGUUUCCUGUUCCACGGCAGACGACACAUUUCUAACUUUGGAAAAUACCCAAGGGGAUCCGAAAAACGCAACAAGGCAGCGCAGCACGUUUCAAAGAUUCAGAGACGUUUCCUGUCAACAUAUUUUAGAAAGGAAAACAUGUAUCGUUUUCUAUUUGUGAUAGAAAAAUAGUGUGUAUAUUCAGGGAGAAUUUCUUCUCGGAUUUAGAUAUCAAGUUUUACAAUCAAGCGGCCGCAGAUAUUUUCUAAAGCCGCGGAGGGGUCUGCUUUGUGUCAUCACGUUCCAGGAAUAUUGUUCAAUAAAAAAGAACGAAAAGUACAAAUAUGAAGGAUUUACAGAGAAAGAUAGUGGAAUUAAAAGACGUGAAGGAUGAAAAAAUGAUGAAACUAAAAAAUUUCAGACCUACAAACGGAGAUGAUGCCUUAGCUCCAUUCAAAAAGGGGUUUGAAGAAAAGGGGUUUGCUAAAUAUGAUGAACUGGACGAAGCUUAUGGAGAGGUUGACGAAGAAGAGAUCAGAGACGAUAAACCAAGUGGAAACUGUCCGAGAUGGUGUACAAGAUGCCCAUUUGAUAAUGUGUCAUGGUUAUGCAGAUGUGAUUUCUGUGCAAGAAGAUAUCAGAUGGCAAUUCUCAGCAGCAUUGGUUUUAUGAUCUCAUUCGGUAUAAGAUGCAAUAUGGGUGUAGCUAUUGUAAGAAUGACAAAGAAUGAGACAUACGACGAGAAUGGUGACGGACUACUAAAUCAACCUGAAUUUACGUGGACUCCGGAGACUAUAGGCGUUGUAGACAGUUCUUUCUUCUGGGGUUAUAUAAUAACACAAGUCCCCGGAGGUUACCUAGCCUCAAGACUACCAGCCUCGAGAAUUUUUGGUCUAGCCAUCGGGAUAUCAGCAUGCUUAAAUCUCUUUAUUCCCGGAGCCGCCCAAGUUCAUUAUGGCUUAGUGAUGGGUGUAAGAAUUCUUCAAGGUCUAGUUGAGGGUGUAACAUAUCCAGCCUGUCACGGUAUUUGGAGUCACUGGGCCCCACCCCUUGAAAGAUCCAAACUAGCAACGACUGCUUUUUGUGGAUCCUAUGCCGGUGCUGUUAUAGGAAUGCCAUUGUCUGGUAUACUUACCAAAAGUUUUGGCUGGCAGUCAGGAUUCUAUGUCUUUGGUGCUAUGGGUAUAGUUUGGGCAGUCGUGUGGUGGUUUCUAGCAUUUGACACACCAGGCCAUCAUCCUUACAUAACUGAACAUGAGCGCGUUUAUAUUGAAACUUGUAUUGGGGAGAACACAUCUGUGUUGAGCAAGGAAAUGAAGACACCAUGGUUAAAGUUUUUCAAAUCCAUGCCAGUAAUUGCUAUUAUGGUGGCAAAUUUUUGUAGAAGUUGGACAUUUUACCUGCUAAUUAUAGAACAACCUACUUAUUUUAAUGAAGUAUUUGACUUCGAUUUGUCAAAGAGUGGUAUUCUGUCCGCCCUACCACAUCUUAUAAUGGCGAUUAUUGUUCCGAUAGGAGGUUUUAUAGCUGACUACCUGCGCCGCCGAGGUAUACUUUCUACAACAGUUGUUAGGAAAAUCUUCAACUGUGGAGGUUUCGGUAUGGAGGCCGUUUUCCUGUUAGGUGUAGGUUUUACACGUAACACAACCACUGCCAUUGUGUGUCUCACACUUGCUGUUGGAUUCAGUGGGUUUGCAAUAUCAGGAUUCAAUGUAAACCACUUAGAUAUAGCCCCUCGUUAUGCUAGUAUAUUGAUGGGCUUUAGUAAUGGGUUUGGAACAAUUGCCGGAAUGCUGUGCCCUAUUGUCACAGAACAGUUGACCAAACACGAGACUGCAGACGACUGGGAGCGCGUCUUUAUCAUAGCCAGCUGUGUCCAUUUUGCUGGGGUUGCGUUCUAUGCUGUGUUCGCUUCCGGUGAUAAACAGGAGUGGGCUGAUCCACCACCGGAAGACAACGCGUGGAAACCGGAAGAUACGCUUAAAGGAGAGGAUAAAUUCAAUUCGUACGGGAGCUUAAACAAAGAAAGCUUUUCACAACAGAACGGCACCAUACAGAGCAAAACGGAUGAUUAUGGCUAUGGGAAUUAUGACGACCAUUAUAAUUAUGGAAAUCAAAAUGGGACAGUGCAGCAAAAUGGUAGCGUAGUAAAUGACAGCGGGUACGGAUACGACGCCCCUGUCAAUUUCAAUACUGACUACUUUACGCAAUAUGCACAACCCACUUAUGAAACAAAAGAGGAAUUUGUCCAGAAACAAGCACGAGAGCACGUGUAUUUCUCUGAUGAUGAAAAGGAUAUAUGAUAUUGUACAAUAUUAACUAGGAAAUAUAUUUAACUCAUUGAAAUCAUGGACAUCGUUUAUUGAGUCAACAUUAAGUAUUUAAUACAGUUAUGAUAUAAUGUAACAGUGCAAUGGUUAAUGUCUUAAUGUCCUUUGUUCAUUUUAGUAAGCUGCUUUCUUGAUACGUAGUGUAACAAAAACAAGAACAAAGUCUUUAAAGUCAUGUAUAAAAUGAACGUAGACAUUGACAAGCCGCUCGUCCAAGUAAUAUGGACUCUAAACAAGCGCACAAUAUCUUUGUGAUACAUUUUUCUAGUCUUUGAUGUUAUGCAUAACAUGUUGUAAGAUAAUUUUACAUUAAUUUAUAGUUAAAGAAAUCAAAACUGGAAUAAGCCUACGAUUUGUGCUUCUUAUUUCAGUUCACCUUGAAAUUUAUAUCAAAAUAAAUGUUUCAAUUUCCCAAAAUAACCUGGUUAUGAACAUGCUGAUGAUCAGUACAUUAAGUUUUAGGUUUCAAGCAAAACGUUGCACAAAUGUCAUUUAUUCAAAAAUAAUAUGUUGGUUUUUUUAAUAUAAAGAAUAAAAACAAUUCUUUUUUCUUUAACUCUAAUCGAUAAUUAUGAAGUCAUGAUUACAACAACAUAUUAAUUCAUUUAUAAGGCCAGUGGCUAAUUAUAUUCAAUGCAUCACGUGGAACGGAUCAUUUACGUUCCCCAUAAUUGGGAUAGGUCACUCAAAUUUUUUCUUCCAUCAUUCCAAUUGAACAAAAUAUUGUUGACACACAUCAUUAUAUCUACAACAGCGGAAAAGUGCACGCUGAGCGCAUUUAAUUAAUAACAUGAUUUUAUUCUUUAAAUAAUAAGUACAAAAACGUUGUUUUCUGGCGAUAUUACUGUGUUUUGAGUUUGCUUUGAGGAUAUCUUAACGAAUUACAUAUGAAUUACCUAUUUCCCCUCAAAGCCGUUCUCAAAUAACAUUUGUUUGAUCUCGGAAGCCCAAUUACAUCUCUUACUGUUAUUGAAGGGCAUAUUUUUAUCCCACUACAUCUCCUUAAGCAAGUAUACCUGCAAAAAAAUUUAUGAAAUUGCAAAAAAAGAUACUUUCUGUCCUUAAAUUGUCCUUGAAUUGUUGUGACAAUACAGCAACACGAAACCUCCAAAUGCUUUGUACUUAAUAUAGUUAACCUUUUCCACCACCAAAAUUAACAUGCCAUGCUUAACCAAGGGACGUAACUCAAAUUGAUAAUUAUGCAUGUCUUGCAACUUUGCCUCUUUUAAAACGAUGCCAAAAUGAUUUAGUGCGAUAUAUUACAGUAGCAGACCAAGCAGCACGAUAUGCUUUUGUACCAUUUAUUUUUAAUCACAGCUGUUUUAUUAAGACUGGUUCACAGCUAUUUUAUUCAAGAUUGACUCACAUCUAUUUUAUUCGAGACUUAUUCACAUCUGUUUUAUUCGAGACUGAUUUUGUCAAGCUAGCUUACGUAAUAUCGGUUGUUCUACUUAGAUGUCCACUAGUGCAUGACAAAAAUGCACAAAUGGGGCACCUGAGCAACGUUAAGACCCAACCAAAAUAAAAAAUUGAGACUACUUUAUUUAAAAAAAAUGAAAUUAAGGAGGUUUACAGGCAAUGGCUGCAUUUUCCGUACAUUUUUGUUGUUUAACAUGUUUAAAGCACCUCAUAUUUAUUUACAAAUAUAUCUAAUUUAAUUUUCAUGCAAAUGCAAGGUAUGCUUAUAGAUAGACAUAUGUAAGGUAGCUAUUUUUAGAUUACUGCUUUUCGUUUUUCUUUUUCAUAUCUGAGUGUUAAGCCUUUCUGGUAGAAUAUAUUAGAUAAAUGACAUAAAACAUAAAGGGU
Molecule: messenger RNA, 4346 nt
Organism: Ruditapes philippinarum (Manila clam)
Lineage: Eukaryota; Metazoa; Mollusca; Bivalvia; Venerida; Veneridae
Product: vesicular glutamate transporter 1-like
Exons: 15
Coding region: 555-2513 (652 amino acids)
Biological process (GO): regulation of synapse structure or activity; monoatomic anion transport; neurotransmitter loading into synaptic vesicle
Cellular component (GO): synaptic vesicle membrane; excitatory synapse
Molecular function (GO): L-glutamate transmembrane transporter activity; neurotransmitter transmembrane transporter activity
Source: RefSeq, a predicted model, not a curated record